Molecule: messenger RNA, 1692 nt
Organism: Perca fluviatilis (European perch)
Lineage: Eukaryota; Metazoa; Chordata; Actinopteri; Perciformes; Percidae
Gene: lrrc74b
Product: leucine rich repeat containing 74B
Exons: 11
Coding region: 299-1507 (402 amino acids)
Molecular function (GO): protein binding
Source: RefSeq, a predicted model, not a curated record
CUGCGCAUACUACCUGCAGGUCUAAUGCAGUGCAGUGAUUUCACUCACAGCACAGAUAUUUUAACACCACAUUAAGUCUUCAAAGAAACAAGCAAAAAAAAUAUAGGGAAGAAGUUGGCCAAGGAGACGCUGCUGCCUUCUGUGCUGAAAGACGGUGACGCAGAGACGGAAAGUGAGAAGCUGCAGCUGGGAGAGGUAGGAAGCUGACCAUCCGGCCAAGUGUGCAAACGCUUGAGUAAGGGAAGUGUGAACAACCAGAAAUCAAGGGAGUGAAAGACUGCUAGAACAGCCUCUGGGGAUGCGGGAUAAAGGCGUAGAAGGAAAGCAGAGAGCGAGCGAGGCCGAGGUCGACAUGCGUGGGCCAAAGGACCAACGCUCGUGUCCUGAAGGGAAUGUGCUAGACAGAGGUGAAAGAGAGGAGGAGGAGGAGAAUGAAGAGGAGGAGCUGGGAGGACUAGAGUGUGUGAUCUCUGAUGAGGACUAUGAUACAGAUUUGGAGCUCAGAGAUAAGAGGGAGGCAUAUGACCCGACUGGACAGACGUGCUACAUGGAGGCGUGUGAAGCGUUACAGGUGGUACCUGCCUCUUACUUCCUGCGGCACAUGCAAAAUAGCGAACUGUCCAUGAUGCAUCGUGGUCUGGGUCCUCAGGGCACCAAAGCACUGGCAGUUCCCCUGGUAACCAACACUUCAAUACUGAGGCUGAACCUGCGAGAUAAUUGGAUGGAAGGAAUGGGCGGAGCUGCUAUAGCCGAGAUGUUAAAGGAAAAUUGUUACAUUACAGAGGUGGACCUAUCCGACAACAAUCUUGGGGAUUAUGGGGCCAGGGCCAUCGCUGGUAUGCUUAAGGAGAACAGCACCCUGGCGAGCCUCAAUCUGUCAGGAAACAAUUUCACGGACCGGUCGGCUGAACACCUCGGCCCAGCACUGAUAACAAACUCCAAGCUACAGCACCUCGACCUCAGCCACAACGCUCUGGGAGAGCGUGCAGGGCAAAACCUGGGUGACUCUCUGUCAGAGAACACAGGGUUGAGAUCAUUAAGUCUGGCCUGGAACUGCAUUCGAGGGAGAGGAGCUGUGAUGUUGGCCAAUGGCCUUGGGGGAAACAUUUUCCUCAGAACAGUGGAUCUGUCUUUUAAUGGCUUUGGUAAAGAAGGAGCCAUUGCUUUAGGACAGGCUCUGAAAGAGAACACCGUUUUGGAGGAGUUGAAUGUCAGUAGCAACAGAAUACCCCCUGAAGGAGCAAUCCACCUAGCCAUGGGCAUCAAAGUAAACAAGACAAUCAAAUCCCUGAAUAUGGGUAGGAACCCCAUCCAAAAUGCUGGGUGCUAUGGGAUUCUCAAGUCUGUACAGGAAAACCCAGAUUCAGCCAUGGAGGAAUUAGUCUUUACGGACAUCACAGUGAACCAGGAUUUUGAAGAUUUGUACACGGCAGUGAAAGAAAUGUUCCCUGCGCUUACAGUAAAUCGCGGGGGCAGAGUUGGCGCAUUCAAAAAAGCAAAAGCUUGAAAAGUACUACUGUAAUUGCUGUACUUUAUGCCAGGAAAGAUGGAAGGAGUCUUGUCAAAGCCCUGUGGACGUUUUCGACAGAUGAACCAAAGGAUGGAUGCGUGCAAGGAUAUCAUUUGAGAUGAGCGCCACAAGAGCAUAUUCCUCUGAAUGAAAUGUAUUUAAAUCAAAUGAAACUUGUAAAA